This is a messenger RNA of Aphanomyces astaci, 561 nucleotides long. RefSeq lists its product as hypothetical. The record is from RefSeq and is a predicted model, not a curated record. The transcript has a single exon. Bases 1 to 561 code for a protein of 186 amino acids. NCBI's taxonomy places the organism in Eukaryota, Oomycota, Saprolegniomycetes, Saprolegniales, Verrucalvaceae.
AUGACCGACGUAGCAGACAACCGUCGGGGCGCCCUCCGUCGCGUGAAGGAAGAAGAUCUGCAAGCGAUUGAAGAUCGCUUGUUGAACCUUGAAAAGCGGGUGCGUAAGGACCACGAAGUGCGGGCGCAAUAUGCUGCAGGUGUAAAUGCAGAGAGCAAAAUCAAGAAGAAGUCGCACUACGAUCUAGAACACGAAGGCGACGAGCAGGUGAAAGGCGAAGGCGACACAGUCAAUGGUGGGCGAAAGGACAAGCAGCGCGACCAAGGUAUCCAAGACGGCGAUGGUGGCGGACAACCUCGCCUCCAGGGACGGUGGCGCGGUGAGACCGGUCAUCGAGGAAACCGACGCAACAACGAUGUGGAAGGACAUCCCCACGACGAAAACCCGCACGCUGGAGAUGACAAGCCCCUGGCGCUCGAUGCAACCAACCGACGCUUUGGACCUCCCAGCACCGACACUUUCGUCAUGGUGACUGUGUUUGGGCUGGUACUCGUCGUAGCAUUGUUUGUCGCGCGAAAAGUUCGCAAGCAGCGCACUCGAAGUUACCAAAGCAUUGAUUAA